GCUUUUCCUCAACCUGUUUCUGCACGUGUCCUUUGCGUAUGCGUUGUGGAUAAACGCAGUGAAGUAAGGAGGAAAUAAAAACGGCUGCCGAGGCGAUUCUGCCCCGGUAUACCCUGGAGCGAAAAACAGCACUCCCUCUUGAUCACCAUGUGCUGGAGGAUCCUGGUCCUGUCGGCGACCUGCUGCGCGCUCUUGGGCGUCCGAGCGCAGGUCAACGUGAGAGAUCCCGAGCUGGGAGAAUUUCAGGACGACGGCAAAUGUUUCCCAUUGAAGCAGCCGUGGUUCAUGGUGUACCGUAACUACGAAGCGGAUCCUUUCUUCGGCGUGGAUGCGAAGUGCGUUCGAGUCAGCGCUACGGACGUCCCGUACGUCGACAACGCUACGCACGUCAAGGUCGAGUUCGGCGACCACGACAGCCUAGACCUGAGCGUUCGGCUGGUUCCCACUGCUGGUUAUCGACACCAAAAUGCCCUCCGGGUAUCGCCGACUGGAGGAGCCCAGGUGGAGCUUGACCUGCCGAUUGAUUACGUCGAGUGCAACUCCUGCAAGAUCCUCAGACAUCCAUACGCAGGAAAGGCCGCGUGCAGUUUGAUGGUCACAGGCGAGCACGUCGCAAAUCCUCCCAACGCCUGCCUCUUCAUCUACCGGCUGCUCUGCGGCGCCACGAAAAUUCCCAUCUACGACGAAAGCUGCAAGAAACACCACUGACCAAUCGAACCUCUCCCACACCCCCAUCGGCACUGCCGCAUGCAUACUAGAUGUUUCGUUUAGAAUUAAAACAAUAUCACCUA
Dermacentor silvarum is the source of this 791-nucleotide messenger RNA. RefSeq lists its product as uncharacterized. Gene Ontology annotation, molecular function: amine binding. Bases 148 to 708 code for a protein of 186 amino acids. Gene Ontology annotation, biological process: symbiont-mediated perturbation of host defenses. The transcript is spliced from 5 exons. The record is from RefSeq and is a predicted model, not a curated record. Lineage: Eukaryota; Metazoa; Arthropoda; Arachnida; Ixodida; Ixodidae.